AUGGCAGACUUCGACGCCCCCGCCGGCCCCCCGCCGCCAAAAGUGCCAGAGGGCUGGGUCGCACGAUGGAACGCUCAGUACAACGAAUGGUUCUACGUCAACACAUACACCAAGAAGUCACAAUGGGAGAAGCCCACAGCUCCCGCCGUGGAUCCCAACUCCGACGCACCCGCUGGCCCACCGCCGGGCUACACCCCAGGCUCGGGUCCCACGCCAACAGACAGCAAAACAAAUCCCUUUGCUCGAGAUACCACCGGCGGAUCGAGUUCUCGUUACGACGAAGAUGCCGACGCCCGUCUUGCGCGCCAGCUCCAGGAAGAGGAGAACGCGCGCUCCCGCAGUAGAGGAGCAGGAGGAGCCGCGGCGUCAUACAUGAGCAACCCCGGCGCAAGCGGAAGUCAAUCGUCUUUCCCCGAUCAGUUGCCCCCGCGCUCGUCCGGCGGCGGCUCUUCCGACAAGGCGAAAGGCCUUCUGGGCAAAUUCUUCGGCGGCAGCAAGAAUAAGCAUGGCGAUUCAUACGGUGGCCAAGGCGGCUAUCCUGCUCAGCAGCAUGGAUACAACAACUACAGCAGUCCCCCGCCGCAGCAAGGGUACUACGGCGGUGGUCCUCCACCGGGACAGUACGGAGGUGGCUAUGGUCCCCCAGGUGGACAGUAUGGUGGUGGCUAUGGCGGGCCAGGGCCGUACGGCGGUGGAUACGGUCAACCUGGAUAUGGUGGCGGCUACGGUCAGCCCCCUAGAAAAUCUGGUGGCGGCGGCUUGGGAGCUGCCGGUGGUGCAGCGCUUGGUGUCGGUGCCGGUCUCCUCGGUGGUGCAUUGAUUGCUGAUGCUAUCAAUGACAACGAACAGGAAGCGUAUGCCGAUGGCUACAAUGACGGCGCGGACGGUGGAGACUUUGAUGGUGAUUUCUAA
Xylaria bambusicola is the source of this 912-nucleotide messenger RNA. RefSeq lists its product as uncharacterized. The transcript has 2 exons. NCBI's taxonomy places the organism in Eukaryota, Fungi, Ascomycota, Sordariomycetes, Xylariales, Xylariaceae. The coding region runs from base 1 to 912 and encodes 303 amino acids. Gene Ontology annotation, molecular function: protein binding. The record is from RefSeq and is a predicted model, not a curated record.